Closterium sp. Naga37s-1 is the source of this 5424-nucleotide messenger RNA. NCBI's taxonomy places the organism in Eukaryota, Viridiplantae, Streptophyta, Zygnematophyceae, Desmidiales, Closteriaceae. The record is from the annotation of a GenBank genome assembly.
AUGGCAAUCACGCAGUUAAUCGAGCCGCAGUCCCUGCAGACUAAUAGGGUGGCGCUAAACGACGUAAAAAAGAGCCUCCUAGUGGCGCUCGGGAAGCUCAACGAUCGCGACACGCAGCAGAACGCCGUGGGGGAUCUCCAGAAUAUUGUCGAAUGCCUGCCGCCGGAAGGCAUCCCCGUCUUCCUCUCCUGCCUCUACGAGACUGACAGCACCCAUCGUACCUUCGUCCGGAAAGAAUGCCUCAGGCAAUUUGCUAUCCUUGCGAUGACCUUCGGUCCGCUCCUGUCGCCGCACCUCCCCAAGAUCGUCGCAGCCGUCGUCCGUCGCCUGCGCGAUUCCGAAUCCACCUUAAUCGAAUCUUGCGCAGAAGCCAUGGCCACACUCGUUCAACACGUACCCCCACCUCCCCACGAUACCGUCCCCGGGGCUAUUCCCGUCGGCGGCUUCGGAGCCAUGGGUGUUUACGUUCGGCCGUUGCUCGACACGCUCGGCGAGCAGAGCCGAAACUCUCAGGCAGGUGCGGCGAUCUGUCUCGACCGCGUUUUCCGGGCUGCCCGGGAGAAAAUGGAGCCGAGUGCGGCGCGCGUGCUGACGCGUGCGAACGGGAUGCUUUCGCGGCAGGGGUUUCAGGCGAAGGCGCAGCUGCUGGGCGCCGUUGCAAGCCUUGCCGAGGUGUGCGGGGAGUCCAUGGGCGCGCAGGUGCCCGUGCUGGUGUCCGCCGCGACCGCCGCCGUGGCGUCCGCGGACUGGGCCACGCGCAAGGCGGCGGUGGACCUGCUGGGGCAGCUCGCCAUCAACCUGCCGGCGGAGUUUCUGGGGGAGAGCCGCGCGGCCGUCAUGAAGGCGCUUGACCAGUGCAAAGGCGAUAAGGUGAAGAAUGUGCGUGAUUCACUGGCGCAGGCGAAGCAGGCAUGGGCAUGCGUGGAAUGGGAGGACCCGCCGGCAGCAGGGCAGCACCAAGUGCUGUCCGUGCCGUCCCUCUCGUCGGAAUCAGCAGCGACGGCAGUUCAAACUCCGUCGCUGUCCUCUGCUGCUGCUGUUGGCAGCGCAUCAGGAAGGCGCGCCAGUUUCUCACCUGGUGGAGCAGAAAACGACAAAAGCAUUGGCAGCCGCUCACUCAAGCUUCAAGGCCGCUCGUCCUCGCUUGUAGCAGAUCCGUUUCAAGGCACUCGAGAGGCAGCAGAGGCAGAAGAAGCAGCAGCUGCAGCAUCAGCAGCAGCAUCAGCAACAGCAGCAGCAGUAUCAGUAGCUGCUGCCAGUGCGAACCCUGCCGUGAAGCGGGGUGGAGUGGGCGGCAUAUUGGCUCGCACGUUCAGUGGCCUGGGUCGAGCCCGAGCUAAGGAAGCAGCAGCAAGUGCUGCUGCUGCUGCAGGAGAAGUGGCAGGCGCAGGAGGAGCAGAAGGGGAGGGAGGAGAAGAGGGCGGAAGGAAAGUGGGGGUCAGCAAAGGGGGGAUUGGGUCCCAUGCGUGGGCUCCAGAACUAUCUCAGGCAAAACCUGGGGAAACUCACAAAGGAGAAGCUACUAACGCGGAUAACGGAGCUGGAGAGAAGGUUGCUCGGCCUAAGUUUGAGCGGCAGCCGUUGCGAGGGAACCCUUUGUUUUUCAAGAAGGCGGGCGCAGGGGGGAAGGCUGGGGGAGGUGACGACUGGUCCGUGGAAGUGAUGGUUCCUAAAUCGAAGGCCGGGGCAGUGGGGGAGAAGGGUGACAGUAACGGGGGGCCAGGUGAGGGCAGUGGAGGGAAGAAGGGUGAUGGGAGGGGAGAGGGAAGGCAGGGGGCAGGGGCAGGGACAGGAGCAGGUGCGAAAGAGAGUCGAGCGCAAGCGGAUGGGGCGAAGGCGCGGAGGCAUUCAGCUUCGGGGAUUGCUGCUAUCAAAGCUGCGGCCGCAGCUGGUGGGAGAGGCAAGGAGGGCGCAGGGGGAGGGAAAGGAGCAGGAGCAGGGAGCGAUUGGAAUGUGGAGAUUCUAGUGCCCAAGUCUCGUGGCGGAUGGGGCAAGGGCGGUGGCGAGGCAGAGGAGAAGCGGGAGGUGGAUGGAGAAGGGGUGAAGGAGAUGAACGGAAGGGACGGUUUGGGCAAGGCUGAGUUGCAGCAGGAGGAGGUGGCGCAGAGUGCGAUCCAGCAGCAGCAACAGGAGCAGGAGCAGCAGCUCCACCAUCAGCAGCAGCAAUACCAGCAUCAGCAGCACCAACAGCAGCAGCAGCAACAUCAGCAGUAUCAGCAGCACCAGCAGCAGCACCAGCAGCAGCAGCAGCAGCAGCAGCAGCAUCAGCAGCAGCAGUAUCAUCAUCAGCAGAUGCAGCAGCGAGUGGAGGAGAGGAACGAGGACGAGAAGCAGGAACUUCUGCACCACAUGCUUCGAGGGGUAGAGGGAGAGAAGGACACAGGAGGGAGUACUGAACCCAGUGGUGCUUAUUACAGGGGGCAGGAGGAGGGAGUGGGGGGUGUUAUCAAUGCUGCGGGAGGGCCUGCAGCGAGGUAUGCUACUGGGUUGGAGAGUGAGGAGGAAAGGGAGGAGGAGGAAGAGCGGGAGGUGGGGAGAGAGCGUGAGGAGGAAAUUGCACCAAAAGUGGAGAAGCGUGGCGAGGAGUCUCAAGGCGCAGAGAAUGGCGCUUAUGGUUCUAGCGAGUCUGACAAUGACGAGGAUGGGAACCAGCGGGAAGGUAGGGCAGGCGAAUGGGAGGAGAGGAAGGGUUGGAAAGCAACAGGGGGCGGUGAUGCCUUGGGAAGGCAGAAGUGGAGCAGGGGCAGGAACAUGGUGCAGGGGCAUGGGGCGGGGGAGUCAGAGGAGGAGAAGAAUAGAAAGGGGGAGGAAGAGGCGGGUAGAAGGGGCAGGGGCGUGGGGGAGACGGGGAGGGGAGAAGGGGGAGCGGCGCUGCGCCAGUCGUACGACAGGGGGGGCACGGGGAAGGCUGGGAGGGGAGGUAAGGGUGGGGGAAGAAGGGAGGGAGUGAGAGAGGCGGAAGAGAGGGGGAAGGGAGUGGGUGGGGGUGUGAGAAGGGAGAGGGGAACGUGGGGAGAAGGAGGGGGUGGUAUGAGGAGGAGUAAUUCCUGGAGCAGUAGUCUGUCUGUUGAUGCUGAUACCACCGGUGGAGGGAAAAGGGCGGGAGUGAGGGGUGCCGGGAAAGCUAGGGACGUGCAGGGCAAAGGAGGAGGCUUUUGGGACGGGGAGGAAGAGGAUGUGGGGAGGGUAGAGAGAGGGCGAAUGAGGAGAAAGGAGGGGCGGGAGGAUGGGAGCGGGAGGAGGAGGUAUGGGUCGCUUAGUAGUCAUCUGUCUUCGAGCGAGGAAGAGGAAUAUGUAGAGUCUUUUCCUCGUGCUCGUAUGCGGCGUGGGUGGGCUAAUAACGAGGAUGCUACAGAUUCGAGUCCAAAAGGAGGACGUAGAGACGGAAGGUGCGACGUUGGGAAGGGUGUGAAGCAGCAGCAGAGGCAGGGCGACACGUGGCAGAAGCAGGAGGUGACACGUCAGGAGGAGAAGCUCGGGCGGAGGAGGCCGCAGCAGAGUCAGUACCAGGGGCAGCAGCACCAGUCGAGGCAGAGCGGGUUGAAGAAGGCGGAUGGAGAGCAAAUGCAGAUUAGACGCUCCUAUGACUUGAGUCAGGCGUACCAGGGCAAGCAACAGAAGCAGCAGCAGCAGCCACAGCCAUGGGAGCGGAAGGGGAAGGGCCGGAGGGCGGAGUGGGGAGGGCAGGCGGCGCAGGUGGUGCUUAUGAGUGACUCUGGCAGUGGCGUGGGGCCGUGGACUAGAGGCAGGGAGAGGGAGGGAGCGAGGGAGGGAGUGAGGGGUGAGAGGAAGGGAGGCGGUAGGGAGUGGGAGAGGGGUGAUGAGGAGGAAGAUGAGGAUGAGCAUGAGGAUGAGGGGGGGAUGGAGGGGGAGGAGAAUAGGCUCGGGGGAGGGCGGAGGGGAAGGAGGAGCAAUAGAGGCUCUUCCGCUGCUGCGGGUGCGGAUGCUGCUGCUGCUGCUGCGGCGGCGGCGGUGGCAGCGGCGGUGGAGGCAGAGGUGCAGAGACUGAGGCAGCGAGUGGCUGAUAUGGAGAGGCAGCAGGACAGCUACCAGGGCAUGGUGGAGGGUUUCAUGAGCGCUACCAGGCGAACCAUGGAUAUGGUCGCCUCUCUCCCUUGGACCUCCAAUGCUGCUGCCUCCCCCUCAACCCACGCUGUCCCCACCUCUCCUCACCCCAUUUCCACCACCAUCCUCCCUACCAUGCCCUCCCCUUACCUCCCCGCUCGCAUUCGCACCACUGCUGGUGGCGACAGCAGCAGGGGGCUCACCCCUGGACGAAGGUUGUCGUUGCAGGGAGGAGGAGGGAUUGGUGGGAUAGGAAGCAACGCUGGGGGGAUAGGCAGUGGGUCUUUGGCUGGUGGCUUCGUGCAGGCACAGCCAUUCUUGAAUGGGUUUGGUGGUAUUGGAGCAGGGAAUGAAGCAGCUUAUACGGAGGAUGAUUAUGCUGCGGCUGCUGCAGCUGUGGCCGAAGCAGCAGCGGCGGCAGCAGCAGCUGAGGCGGCACGUGUGGCUUCAUUCCAAAGUCAGCAGCACCAACAGCAGCAGCAACAACAGCAGCAGCAGCAACAGCAGCAGCAGCUGCUAACUCUAAGAAGAACCUCUUCCUUGAGCCGCGGACAGAACACCGCUCCUCCCACUGGCCCUCCCCGCACUCCUCCCCACUCCUCUACUGUCUCGUCCCCCCGCCUGCCUCUCAACACAAGCAUGAAUACAGAACAGCAGCAGCAGCAGCAGCAGCAGCAGCAGCAGCCGGAGCAGCAGCAGUUGUUGCUGCAGUGGCGAGGCAACUCUAGUCAGCAACAGGAUCAGGGCGAGCAGAUGAACCUUCACCAGGCUCAGGCCGAGCAGCAGCAGCAACUCAGAGCAGAGACGUUGCCAACAGCAGAGGGAGGAGGAGGAGGAGGGGGAGGAGGAGGGAGAGGAGGCGGGGGAGGAGGAGAAUCCGAAGGUGCAGAAGCAGCAGCAGAUAAGCCUCUAGGGCCGCUGAAGCGCCAGGUGGCACCAGCCAAUUGGUCGUGGGCCGUGGCUUUAGAUGAGCUCAAGGCCGGGGGGUUCGAGGGUGCUUAUAAGGAGGUGCUGAAGGCUGCAGAUGCGGGUGCCAUGGUGCGGCUGAUGGGGCGAACGGGGCCUGUGCUGGGGCAUCUAUCGCCUGAUACUGGGGCGGAGGUUAUACGGCGCAUGGUGGAGCUGCUUAUAAGGGGGACAGCCGUGGAGUACCUGCUGCCAUGGGUUCGACAGCUCCUCGACAUAGUGACCGACGAGUCCUCUCUCCCAUAUGGAGCAGAGGGUCCGGCAGUGGACGGGCAUCUGAAGCAGCACGUGCUGGCAGCGCUGCAGCAGGUGGUGAGCGCCGAUGGGGGCAGCUGGGUGGGGCGAUCAGCAGGCGAUUACCGGCGACAGCUGGCUGAUGCGUGGGGCAUGUGA